GGCGACCUGUGCGCCAAAUAGGAGUCGCCAUUCAUUCCCCCGAUUCUCAUUCAGAUCGAGCCGCCGCCGCCGGCUCGCCCUCUCCUGCGCCACCUCGCCGCCCUCCACCUCUUCCCUAAGCACAGCCGCCGCCGCCGCCCCCCUCCUCCACACGGCCACCGUCCCAGCUGCCAGCCCUCCGCCGUGCGCACGCACAUCCUCCCCCCCUCCGAUGCCGACGACCCCGAGCUCCCCUGCUUCCUCUCCGCGCCGUCCAAGGAUAUCUCAAAAGAACUGGCCUCGAUGGCGCUCCUCCGAGCCCUCCGGCGAGCCCUCCCGCCGCUCUACUCGCCGGCGGCGCCUCUUUCCCGGCACGCCCCAGGUCCUCCUGCGCUCCCUCCCCGUCCUCUCCGGCUCCUGGAUCCGAUCGGCUUCCGGCCGUUCUCCGCCGCCGCGGCCACCGCCACCGCCGUUGUGCGGGCACCGGAAAUGGGCGCCAGCCUCUUCAGAGGGCUCACGGAGACCAGGUUUCCCAAGCGGCGGCCAGGAUUCGUGUCCCGGCGCAAGAGGGCCAGCCUGCGACCCAAAGGUCCGCACUACUGGGUGAAGUGCAAGCCAGGGGAGCCUAUCCCUUCGAGCCAGCCGAAUGAGGGCAGCGUACAGGGGAGGAAGGAGAAGAAGCGGAUCAAGCAGCGCAAGGACUUUAUCAUGUUUGAAGUGCGUCAGGAUGCUUACCUUGAUGGAUGCUUGAACAGUAAAUGGAUGCUUGAUCGAUUCAAAAACUUAUGCUCUGUUCAUAUGUCUAAUUAAUCAAUUACCCAGACCUGAAUUCUAUAUUUAUAAUUAUUGCGUUGCUUGGGCAGGCUGAGAAGAGGAAGCGCAAAGCACAGUAUUCUGUUGCUGUGAAGAGGAAGGAGGCAGAACGGACGGAAAGAAAGAUGGCCGCCGUGGCAAGAGACCGGGCAUGGGUGGAGAGGCUGGCAGAGCUAAAACAGAUGGAGGCAGAAAAGAGAGCUGCAAUGGCUUGAGGAGCUCCUGUCUCUGGAGACAAACGGCAACAGUUGUCAGCGAUGCCAUAGCCCUUGUGGGUGGAGCUCUGGCUGGCUGUACCCCUUCCCUCAGCAGCAAUCUUCUAAAAAUAAAUUGCUGAUCUUGUUUGUUUUAGUAGGAUGUUGUCAAUUUGUCUUGAUUGUAAUGAAAUAUCGGUUUUCGUCGUGUUUAGAAUAAACCAAAUGAUGUUAGUUGUGUGCUGGUAAUCAGAAAUGACAGGGCAAGCAGGUGUUGAGUUUCUUCUUC
Messenger RNA from Triticum aestivum (bread wheat), 1275 nucleotides. RefSeq lists its product as uncharacterized. The record is from RefSeq and is a predicted model, not a curated record. The coding region runs from base 283 to 789 and encodes 168 amino acids. NCBI's taxonomy places the organism in Eukaryota, Viridiplantae, Streptophyta, Magnoliopsida, Poales, Poaceae. Gene Ontology annotation, cellular component: mitochondrion. The transcript has 4 exons.